GGCGGGGCCUCGCGGCCGGAGCCCCGCCCCCGCGGAGGCGGCCGCGCCGGGGGUGUGUCCUGGGCGGGGCCGCGGCCCGCCCCGCCCGGUGGCGCCGCGGUGACCAGCGCCGGGAGGGCUCGGCCCCGGGAUGCCACACCCAACCCAGCUGUACCAGGAUGUGCCCGAGUCGUGCUGGCCCAUUGUGUACUCCCCACGUUACAACAUCACCUUCCUGGGCCUGGAGAAGCUGCACCCUUUCGACGCAGGAAAAUGGGGCAAAGUGAUCAGCUUCCUGAAAGAAGAAAAGCUGCUUUCGGACAGCAUGCUGGUGGAGGCCCGGGAGGCCUCGGACGGGGACCUGCUGGUGGUGCACACGAGACGCUAUCUCAAUGAGCUGAAGUGGUCCUUCGCAGUCGCCACCAUCACAGAAAUCCCCCCGGUGCUCUUCCUCCCCAACUUCCUGGUGCAGAGGAAGGUGCUGCGGCCCCUUCGCACGCAAACUGGAGGGACCAUCAUGGCAGGGAAGCUGGCCGUCGAGCGAGGCUGGGCCAUCAAUGUUGGGGGCGGCUUUCACCACUGCUCCAGUGACCGGGGCGGGGGUUUCUGUGCCUACGCGGACAUCACGCUGGCCAUCAAGUUCCUGUUUGAGCGUGUGGAGGGCAUCUCCCGAGCCACCAUUGUUGACCUCGAUGCCCACCAGGGCAACGGGCACGAGCGGGACUUCAUGGGCGACAAGCGCGUGUACAUCAUGGACGUCUACAACCGCCACAUCUACCCUGGGGACAGCUUCGCCAAGCAGGCCAUCCAGAGGAAGGUGGAGCUGGAGUGGGGCACGGAGGACUCGGAGUACCUGAGGCGGGUGGAGAGGAACCUGCAGAGGGCGCUGCAGGAGUCCGCGCCCGACGUGGUGGUGUACAACGCGGGCACCGACGUCCUGGAGGGUGACCGACUCGGGGGGCUGGCCAUCAGCCCGCAGGGUGUAGUGAAGCGGGAUGAGCUGGUGUUCCGGGUGGUCCGCGGGCAGCAGGUGCCCAUCCUUAUGGUGACGUCAGGCGGGUACCAGAAGUGCACGGCCCGCAUCAUCGCUGACUCCAUCCUCAACCUGCACAACCUGGGGCUCAUCGGGCCCGAGUCCCAGAACCUGUCCUCGCAGAGCUCCGAUACGCCUCUGCUGUCCCCCCAGACGCCCUGAGCCCGCC
Messenger RNA from Sorex fumeus (smoky shrew), 1181 nucleotides. It is a transcript of the gene HDAC11, whose product is annotated as histone deacetylase 11. The transcript has 10 exons. Lineage: Eukaryota; Metazoa; Chordata; Mammalia; Eulipotyphla; Soricidae. Gene Ontology annotation, molecular function: histone deacetylase activity. Bases 131 to 1174 code for a protein of 347 amino acids. The record is from RefSeq and is a predicted model, not a curated record.